CGUUAAUUUAUGAAACCGCGAACCAUCGUUUCUUGAACGAAACCGACCUUCAUCUACUUCUGAGAUAUUUCACGCUUCUCAGACGUGUAUGGCAAAAAUUAUGAAAUGGCAAGUUCGAAUGGAUUCAAUUUACAAUCAUGUCGGUAUGGAAUAGCAUCGAUUGAAUUCUACUCGAGAUCUGAAAAAAGUAUUAUCAAGACGAUAAUAUCAAUUUUCAGACGGCGUAUAAUAUAUGCGAGACUGCGAGAUCAAUUACUCUUGGAAUCGUGUUACAAAUUGUUUAACAGCACACACAAUAUUGAAUUUCGACAGACUACUCUGUGUUUCGAUUACAUUCGAGGGUAACGGAAUACAUACCUUGUCUGCUUACUACCUAAUGUAUAUCUGCUUACCAGAGAUCCUUCAUCAGUUGAAUUCUAGAGGCGUUUGACUCGCAAUAUGCACAACGAUCUCUAGUUGCAAGUUUACUUGGGCUCCGUUCAUGACGGAAUUGCAAGCGAAAGCUGACUUUCGUCAAUUCAAACGAUCUUCUUUUUUUAAGGCACGCUUUCUUGUUCUCUUUACGCAUCGUCUGGUACGAAGACGAAUCGUCUGGUAAAAAUCAAGGUUUAACGUGGGAAGGUAAAAGCUGAAAGCGAGGUUUGCAAUCCGUCGUGAAACACCGACUAUGUGAUAGGUAAACACGUACUUUGUUAAACUUUCAAACACAACACAGUGAAUAUAAUCUCUGUAACGCAUCGAUUAAAUUAACGAGACAAACGAGUGGAACUCGUCGCGUGACUAUGACUUUCAGAAGCUGUCUCUCGGUUGUCUAGCGGAUAUAUCAUCGAUAUGAUCGAGUCUGCUAUCGACUAACUUGUAUCACCUUCGAUUCACAGUAACGGCGAAUUCCCUCGAGUCUCUGUACCGACGUCUUACUUUAUCAAAUUUUAUGGAAUGGAAAACCCGAGUAUUUUCUCUGUUCGCUGGACAAGCGGCCUCUCGUGGGGAUCAGUGAAACAAUUUGUAAUAUAUCGAAAGCAACAAACGGCAGGGAAACGUUGGAUUAAAUGAAAUUGAUAAGCGAAACGAUCGCUGUCUUUCUCUCUCUCCUUUUUCUUCGUAACUGAUAUUUCUUUUUUCUGUCUUGUCAGAGCAACAACGUAUUUGCUUGUGAUCGUAGAAUCCUUCAGGAAACCACUGCAUCUCCAGAGACAUCGCAGGAAAUCUUCAUUACCGGUAUAGAUAGGAAGAGGAGAAAAUCCGAUGAAAUAGUCGGACGACGAGGCAGAUCGAGGCAGGUGUGGAAGUUUCGAAUCCAACGGGAGAGAGACUGCGUACACGGGUCUUGCAUCAGAGCGUAAUAAAGGCGAUGAGCGUUCUUUCAUCAGGGAAAAAAGUUUUGUCCCGUUUUGCCACGGAACUUCCGCGACGCCAAGAAAAUCUAGUUUGUCCCUGAGUGAAUAUGCAUGGAAUAGGAAAGGGAGAAAAUAUAGAUAUCGUUCUUAAUGCGACGCGCGAAGAUACAUUCACCAAGGUAAGAAGCAGACGAGAAAAAGGAAAGAAACGAAAGGAAGAACCGCGUUAUCCUCUGUUUUUUUGAAAUGGGAAACGCUAUUUUUAUUCGGCUAAAUACAACGGAAACAUCCCGCUGCAAAGAAAGGUAAUUUACAAUAUGGUAAAGGGAAGGUUUUAACGUUAUAUACCAGCGAACCAAAUGAAACGAACAGUCCAUUGUAUAUUAUCGGCGCGCGAAACCCUGAAUGAUCAUUGAAUGAGCAAUUAUAUUUCGAAGAAAUGGAGCUGGUUUCGAUCAAAGGUACGAUAAUAUUUUUAUGAACGACAAAGCUAGAAAGAAGAGAAACCGAGGAUGAUGGAGGAGGAGGAAGAAGUUAACGCGUUUUACGCAUGACCCACCAUUGUUUUAAUUUAAUUUUUACUCGCGCGUCUGUAUAAUCCGUAAAGUAAACGUUUUCCUUAUCGUGUUCGUUUUACCCUGUGUAUGGCGCGUUCGUUUUAUCGGCAUUCUUCUAGUUUCAUUACGCGUAUAUACAAGCAGGCACGUACCAGCGUAAGUACAAUCAGAGUUUUUAAAGUCUGAAGUGUGGAAAUAUUGUGUUCCUAGCGUCUGUAUUAAAACGCACAAGCUUUUUCAGUCUCUCCCACCUUUUGUUUUCAAAUUGGCGCGCUCGCGCCGCUCCGACCGGAAUAUGAGCACCAGACGCGUACAUUUUGCUUAACUUUACAUGUUGUUCUCCUCCUGUAUCCUUUCGCUAGGAAGCUUUGUAACUUUGUCGCGCUAAACGAAAGAGUUCAACGUUUUCUCUUAUCCAAUUUCUUAAUUUUUUUUUCCAUGUCCAAAUUCUCCCGCCUAAACUAUAUUUAGAGCUUUAACUUUAUUUAUAAUUUGAGCGUGUAACGUGGCAAGGUCUGAUCAAAUUUCUUGUAUCAAAUGUAAAGUUACUGCAUACCGCGUUCAACCGAAACCGUGCACACGGUUAUGCACGCUUGAACGAGGAUAGGUAAGAAAAAAAAAAAUCGAGUUGACCGAUUCGUCGGUUAUUCCAUUAACUUUGGUCAGUGAGCAGUAACGAAGCGGGGCUCGGCAGGGAGUGCAAUGUAAAUUGGCGGUAAAAUAAAAAGAGAGGAAAUUGACCAGGGGGUGGUGGCGAUAGGCAGCGCGCGUAUGGAAUUUCCGGUGGUGUCCUUUGAGCCUUCAGUGGCGGAAUGAGAAGCAAAAAGUGCCGGAAACAGAUGUAUCCGUGCAGUUUUUGCUUUUUCCUCGCCUCCCUCCCCAUCUCUCUCUCUCUCUCUCUCUUCCUCUGCCUCUCUUUCUCUCGAUCGAUUCACCAUUUUUCUAUUUUUUCCUUUUCCUUUUUUCGUUUCGAAACACGGUGGCUUCCUAUGGUGAUAUCGAGGGGAUGCACUUGAUCGCUAAAACGCGUAACAUUCUUUGCAUAUAGAUGCGAUAUCUCGCUUUUUCUUUUAUGAUGCAUUCACCUUCAAACAUUCACCUAUAGAUAUACAUACAGAGUGAUAAAAGUCGAGUUUGAAAAAUUUAUGUUAAAGUAAUGCGAUAUAUCUUAUUUCUACCGUUUUUCCAUAGAAAAAUUACUGACUAUUCGUGAAUUAUCUUCGCCAUGUUUCUGAUAAAUAUCUCUUCAAAAAAUAUGCACGAUCUAUAACAACGAAAUUGUUUCGUAGAGUCGUAAAGCUUCGGUGAAAUCCCAGGCCACGAAAAACGAUUGCGUUUCCAAUUAUACAACAUAAUCAACGAUGAUGCAUUAGGCGAUCCAUCGUUCCCAGUACGAACCAGUUGUGAACGAACUCUCUGUUUGAUUUCAAUCUCUGAAGAAGUAGAACCGAGAAGAUAUUUGCCCGGUAAUCCACAGGGUAAGCGUAUCCACAAAUCUAAUAACGUAAUUGCAUGAUACGAAGAACGAGCUACUGAUACCCGUUCUUCAAGGCGAACAAAAUAAGGGAAAUAAAUAGCACGUCCACGCGAAACUUGUUUUUGCUAUAUAAAACAAAAAGGGAAUAACAAUGUUCGUUCCUAUUCAUGACCACGAAUAUAUCCCAAUAUUCGCCAUUGAUUCGUACAAAACUACACCUGUGUGCUACAUAUAUCUAUCUAUAUACAUGCGUGUUCAGCAUUCACAUAAAAUAUGUUAUCUGCUCCAGAUAAGAUACUCUUUCCACGUCGGCGAGUAUAGCAAUAAAGUCAAACGUAGUAAGCGUCGAUCCGUCAAUCGGUCGUUUUAUCGCCGUCGUGAACUUUUCCACGUAGAUAAUACCGUAGAACAGGUAGAAACUUUCCGCAUUUGGUCGUCGGUUAUCGAGCGAAAUGUUUUCACCACCUACGCUCUUCUUUUUUCUCUCAUCUGUUGUUCUUUGUCUAACAGCAGAAUCCACGGAAACUACAAUGAAGAACACAGUCGUCACGUUAUCAGACUCGGAGAUUCUUCUAACAGUAACGGCUUGCACGACUGCGCCCGUAUUAGUCGUUCUUCUUCCCAUGCUCAUUUACUACAAAUUCUGUAAAAACGACUUGCUAAAUCAAGUCGUAUAGAGAUGAGCAUUGACCGAAAGCACAGGGACAGCACGACCAUCGCAGUAUAAAAUGUUGUAAAAUGUCUAAAUGUGUAAAUACGUAAAUUGUUAUGGAAUAUGUAAAAUGAUGUAAAAUACAGAUCUCAAUUUUCAUAAAACCAGUUCGUCUAUCUUGUUGAAUUGAAUUGAACGAAUGAGCGAAUCCGAGUCAACCGCAAUUAUCAAUUUCAUAGGGAAUUUCAUAUGGGAAAUACGAUGUCCACCGGUGUCCUCGUUAUACAAAUUUUCUAUCCUCAUUACGAUGAAACGCUACUGUUCACUCGCUGUUAGUACCGUUAACGCAGAAUUAAACGUAAAAUCAUGUAUGAUACAUGCACGCCGAUUUUGAUUCGCGAAUAAAGUUUUACGAUUAGCGGAGGAUCAGCCAGUAUAGAUCGAAUAGUCUUUUAAAUUCGACGGAUAAUAGUGUUUGAACGUCGUUAUAUGUUGUCGAUAACGGUAUGGCAACGAACACAACGGUGUGUGGGCUAUGUUCGCGUUGUAAUUUUAGGGAAUGAAAUUUUGGAGAACGUCGGUUCGGAUAAUUACUAGGAUGUAUCGGCAUGUGUUUGUUAAAGCCGGUUAUUGAAUAAUAAUUUCGGCCAUGCAGUCGCGGCAUCGAAUAGUCGAGUGGGUUGGAAUAAAAAUGUGGGCCCAUCGUCACCGAUCACGCUGUUCGCGUUUAGUUACGCAGGACGCGCGACCAUUUCGUUUAAUGGAAUAUCCGUACACGAUUGAACAAAUCGAUCGGCAGAAUUUAUCAUAUUAUUACGGGACGUUGAGAAACACGAUGCUUUCCGAUUCGUUUGGCCGGCUACGACAUCAUGGGAACAAUUGAAAUUGCUGAUAAUAUGUUUCAUCGAUUCAGUCAGUUUAACCCGUACGAUGUUUUAACUUCGAUAGAUAUUCAUUUUUCAUUUUUUAUCGUACAUCGCGAAUAUUUUCUUGGUCCGGUAGCUGUUCCUUUUUUCCAGUUCACUAUUUUCGUAAAUGGAAUAUCAUAUAGCGGGAGAAUAGGGAAAUUGUUUUAAAAUUAGAUCGAAGGAUUAACGUUUGACUCUUGUCGCCAUCAUUUAUACUGUCAUGCUCCUUCUUUCCUUGAUAACUUUGUCAGUCCAACGUGUAAUUGCACACGACGAAGUAUAGAAAUUCGUCACUGUAAAUUCCGUAUAAGCGCUCGAACUUGUGUCACAGAUACGUGUCAUUCGCGUUCAGCAAUCUAAUUCGUAAUGUAUUACACUUCCAUUGGCGUUUGUAAUUACACAAACACCAAACAAGCUUGAAACAAGAAUGUUUCUAUAUUCGUUUACAAAGGAUAACGUCGAAUAUUCAUUACAUUUUGCAAUUCAGUCGAGUUGAAUACAACUAAUUUAAAGAGCAAAAAUUUCCAAGAGCAUAGGACAGUGUAGUAAAAUAAACCGUAUACAUAAAGCUGUUGCGGUGCGAAUAAUAAUAUCAAAUUUGACAUAACCAGAAACUUUCGCGAGUAUGAUCGGGUCGUUACCCGACUCGGCAAUAUUUUCUUUCAUUGCAUUGCAAAUUCGAAACGUCUCGUUAACGCGUGAAAACACCAAGUUUUAUAGAAACGUAGAAGCUUACUCAGGAAUUUCAAAGCUACUCACCGUGAAAAUUUUCUUGUCGCUAGUAUACAUUUAAAGUUACAACGCGUACUUUUAUUCAUUUCCAGUGAAUAAAUAGCAAACACCUUGCUCGAAUCAUUUUGAAUCUGAAAUCAUUCAAUAGAUAUACCCGCUGCCAAUUAACCACGCUUAUUGAUUUACCUUAAUAAAUCAGUUACUUGCUUGGUAAAUUUAUCCACAGGACCGUAUUGCACGAUAAUUUACCAACCAAUAAUAUUAACGAAUUGACAAGUGAUGAAUUAUGAAUUCGAAAUUUUUGUUCCACGGACAUUCCUUAUCAUUUUACCUUCCAUCCUGGCCUAUAAUUUGUAAAAUUUACUUAAGCAUUACUCGUUUUAUUAUUACACUUAUUAUUGUAAUUACACUUAUUAUUAUUAUAUUUUUAUAGUACUUGUAGAGUUUCAUUAACAAUUUUCGUUUUAUUUUAUUCAGUACAACUCGAAUGAUAAUAUAGAGCGAUAUCGAUCGUCUGUACGUUUUCAUUAUACGGUAAGUACGAUUUUACCUACCGUCGACAAUACAAUAUCAGAUAGAGGUAAAGCUUACUAUUGGCAGCGAUAAGAAAUCAGAACACGUCUCGAAUUCUAAAGGUGUAAAGCUUAGGAGGUGAAUGAAAAGUCACGCGAUAAGGUGAACAAAUAUUCGGGUUUACCGUGUCGCAUAGGGUAGUAGCAUAAAUGCGUGGUAUAGGUAUUCUACUACUGCAGAUUUCAAUUGGAUUACUAUACUGGGAUAAACUAAACCUCGAUAACGGAUUCGGUAUUGCAUGUAUCUCAAACCGCGGAGGUUUACGUGCAUGUGCUAAAGAGUAUUUUAGAUCUCAAAAGUAAAAGAAUCCGGCGAUGCUCUAAAGUAAUAGAGUCUUUACACCUUCAAACAUCGUAGCACUUCGAAUUUCGUGGCGUUGUGCAUCGCGUAUGCCAUGUGAAGCAACUACCUGCGUAUGGAUGCAACAGAGAGUGAAAUAAUCGAAUAUGAAAGUUAUACGUAUAGAUGAUAACAUCUGUAUCGUGCAUACACCAACCCCGUUCCCUAUAAUCUUCGUUACUAUCCAACAAUUACGUUAUAAAACACUACUUGGAACAUCGAGGAAACCACAAAACGGACCCUUUACUGGGAAAUAAUAACUCGGGCUUUCCGGAUACUCUGCGUGUGAUAUGUAAUAGUCCUACCCUGAAUGAUUAAUGAGAAUAAUUUAUUGAUCUUCGUUGGCCGCUGUUUUACGAACAUUUACAUCAGGGUGAAAGUUAUUUCGUUCGGUGUUCCAUGUUUCUAAAGAACAUUCAGUGAAAUGAGCAUGUUUAACGUGAACAUUCGUCAAGUACUGUAUAUAGUGGAACUGGCUGGAAUGUUCACGUGCACCUGGCCAAUUGAUCCGAAUAGUAGUAAGAAACAAAUCUUUUUUCGCAACAUCCGAUGGUCGUUUGCGAUAUUAAACGUUGUUUUUCUAACGAUAUCCUUGGUAUUCGCUAUCUUUCACUUCCGACACGAUAUACCUAUUUUGAUGAAAACUGUCUCCGAAGUAACAGCUCUGUUGGAGGUGCUCUUCGAUUUGAUUCUUUGUAGAAGGAAUAACGCUCACCUACAGGUUCUGACAGGAAAAGUCAAAGCAUUCCUAGAAGUGGCCAGUGAACAUGAGACUAAGGCAAUAGAAAGAUACAUGGAUCGUUACAAGCAAUUUCUCUCGGUAACUGCAAUGGGAUAUAUCACAACCGCGAUCUCAUUUAGUUUGGCGCCUUUCUUCUCGGCCCAAGAAUUACCAGCAGAUGGAUGGCUUCCAUUUUCCACCGAAUCACUCGGAAUAUAUUGCAUGGUCUACGUUAACCAAGUUUACUGCAUUUUUCAAACGGCAUUCUGCAUCGGCGUUGAUUUCACGAUCGCUGUUUUGUUCAGUUUCUCCGCAGCCAGACUAGACAUACUAAGAAUGAAACUACGGCACGUGAAUAGCUCUGACAUAUUGGUAAGCUGUAUCAAGGAACACCAAGAAAUAAUAGGAUUUGUGGAGGAUACUAAAGCUACUGUUGAGACUUUAUUAUUCAAAACGAACGCCACGAUGGGAAGCGCUGUGAUAUGCGGAGCUUUCCCUCUGAUUUACAAUCAAUCAUUGGCCGUAAUGAGUCAGUAUCUUUCUUUUGUGGUGUCUGGUUGUACCCGCCUGUACGUCAUCUCCUGGCCAGCGGACGAUUUAAAAGAAAGUAGCGUGCAGUUCGCAAAAUCGAUCACCGACGUUCAGUGGUUAGGAAAGCCAAAAGACAUGAAAAGCUCCAUGCUUAUUAUGAUGCAGAGAAGUCAAAAACCGCUACUUAUUAGAAUGAGUGGUUUACUACCGCCUCUUACCUUGGAAUAUUUCGCAAACUUUAUAACUACAGUAUCAUCCUACUUCAUGGCAAUGAGAUCAAUGAUUGAAUCGUAAUUUUCCUGAUAUACGUUAUUUGAAUAUGUAAAUUACUGAAACAUGUAAUAAAUUUAUUGCGUCCGAA
Molecule: messenger RNA, 8188 nt
Organism: Bombus terrestris (buff-tailed bumblebee)
Lineage: Eukaryota; Metazoa; Arthropoda; Insecta; Hymenoptera; Apidae
Exons: 8
Coding region: 7000-8121 (373 amino acids)
Biological process (GO): detection of chemical stimulus involved in sensory perception of smell; sensory perception of smell
Cellular component (GO): plasma membrane
Molecular function (GO): olfactory receptor activity; odorant binding
Source: RefSeq, a predicted model, not a curated record